Molecule: messenger RNA, 4123 nt
Organism: Aplysia californica (California sea hare)
Lineage: Eukaryota; Metazoa; Mollusca; Gastropoda; Aplysiida; Aplysiidae
Exons: 14
Coding region: 149-2446 (765 amino acids)
Molecular function (GO): protein binding
Source: RefSeq, a predicted model, not a curated record
GCGGCGAGUUACCUCCAUUUUCAUCAUAUGAUGUGAAGAUCUAAGCAUUUCCCGUUGUUGCGAGUUGGAAUAUUCACUCUCUCUCAAAUAAUCAGGGAAACUUUUUCGAAUUUAUGGCUCUCAAAGGUACUAAGCCCGAGGCAUAACAAUGGUGAGCAUCCCGGAUUGGGCAAAGUUUGCCCAGAUCUCAGAGAAUAAGCAGCAGGACAAACAAGCUCUGCUCAGUAAAUUCUACAAACAGAGAGAAGCAGAAGCUGUACGGCAAGCUGAACAGUCAGGAUACUUUUUGAAUCCAACGUUGGAAGUCAUCCAGUCUCACUGUGGCUCUUUAAAUCCCAAGUCUAAAGUAGAUGUAGAUGACAUCAAACUUGUUCGCCUCGAUGGGGUCCAUCUCAGAGUUCUCGGAGACAUUGGUGCAUGUACCAGGCUGACCAUAUGUCUGUUGGCAAACAAUUACCUCACAAAAAUUGAUGCGCUUGUGGCUUGCAGACAUCUCAUUAAACUUGACCUGCACUCCAAUCAGCUGUCCUCUCUCCCAGCCCCUGUAUUCUGGAGCAGUCUCCGUAAGCUGCAAUCACUUCAUCUCCAUGACAACCCGCUUGGCAAGUUUGAGACUCUACAGAUCCUGGGCUCUGCGCCAGCCUUGACCAUCCUCACUUUAUUUGACACACCUCUGAGUCUCAAGAAAAACUACCGACAUCAUGUGGUGAACAGUAUAUGGAGCUUGAAGGCUUUAGAUCAUCAUGUGAUAUCAGACGAGGAGAUCAUUGAAGAUGCUGUGUUCAGCAGACGCUUCACAGCCCUAAGUCCCCCCUUCAGGAUUGACCUCUGCCCUCAGACUCAACAGAAUUUCACAUUUGAUCAGGAAAUGUCGGUCCUUAGAGCUGUCAAUGCAAGACUCAGUGCUAUCAUGGCUCGCCACUCCCCAGUUCUCAUAGUGCAGAGAUGUUUGCGGGGAUAUUUACUCAGGAGAAAAUUGGGGAUCGUGAAGAAAAUGAGUCCCAUGAAGAUGAUGCUACCCCCUCCCGGAACUCCCAUCAUGUUGGGUGAUCAUGUUCACACAAUGAUUGGAGGUCAGACAGUCGACUAUGACACAUACAUGCAGAAUAGACGGCCAGGCUCUAUUGUGCCCGAGGAGGCACUCAAGGGUCUCAAGCUGACCCAGGAGCCCGCACAAACUGCUGAGGUCAAGGACAGCCACACACCAGCUCCGCCCCUUGCUCCAAGACUCCAGGUCAACCUGGAGAAGCUUGAGUCAGGGACAUUGUCUGGUUUACAGGCUGACACUGUUGCCAUGGAAACUGUUAUGGCUGAAAAAGAGGGCUUGGGUGUCAGUACACCUGGCAGGAAGGACAGACAGAAAAAGAAGGAAAAUAAAGAUGAGAAAGUGAAGCCCAAGCGAAUCAAAGAGAUCAAGCAGUUCUUUGGCCCCGUAGUGGACACUCACACUGCUGAAGAGGAGGAAGAGGACGUCUCUGGAGAUGAAAUACCCAUGACAGACUUCAGGCUCAAAGGGACGAAGCCAAAGCUCCUUGUCGCAGAUGCCACAACAGAGAUGAUCCUUAGUCGGAAGGAGGCCGGCCACAUGGUUCGGGAAGCCGAGGCUGAGAGGAUGAAACAGGACUCAUUGCAAACACCGCCAAAGGCAACCCCACACAAUCUGACCACCACAGAGCAGCGAUUUUUCAGCCGAGCUCAGGGCACCAUGGGACUGUCCUGUCUGAUGGCGGUGCAUAAAGCUUAUCGGGAACGAGAAAAGGCAGAGAAGGCAGCUGCUAGGAUGGAGAACAUUCUCGGCAUGCGUGAGGAGCGGCAGAGAGCCAAAGAUCGUAUCAACAUGUAUCAUGACGAGCGACGCGCUCAAGUGCUCAAGACCCGAGAUAUGGAUCGGGCCCGAGUCAUCGACCGUAUGGAGAAACAUGAACUGAAUCGUCUUAACUUCUUGGACAAGCAGCAGGAACACAAGGUACGAGCUUCUGACGGCAACAAAGCCUUCAGGGCUGACCACACCUUCAUGUUAGAAUUCAACUCACAACACACGUCUGUGUCAAACGCUCUGCUACGUCACGACCGGCAGGCUCGAGCGGAUGAUGUGCGCUCGCAGAAAGAGAAUGUUGUGUCCAAUGCUAAGGUGACUGAGGUAGAACAACAGAACACGGUCAAGAAGUACCUGGAGCACCGACAACUCAUGAAACAGACGGAGACGGCGAUGGCCAAAGCGGCCCUGGACACCAAGAUGUUGUCGGAGGCCAACGAGCGGAUGAUGGAGGCCCGCAGCCGUGUAGCCCACCUGAAGGCCCGUCGUGCCCGCAUCCAGGCCUUCUAUCCCGUCCAGGCCAGCACACUCCCACCGUCCAACACCGCACCCGCAGGCAUGUCACGUUGGGAGGCUCAGUCAGCCAUUUCUGGUGGGAGGGUGGGGCGACACAACACCAUCUACACCUGAAUACAAGACCCUGUCAACUUUGCAUUUUAUAAAUCAAUGGUGUUUUGCUCUAACGGUAUAACUAUAACUGGUCUCUUGAAAAUUUUCAACAGGUAAAAAAGCCUUUUCUGAUUCAAAAUUACAGUAUAAUUCACUAAUGUUGACAUCCGAUUUACCGUAUCGACAUUUUGACAUCUCGACAUGUUUUCCAAUUACGAAAUAUUUCCUUCACUAUCUUCACUGAACAAUUUCUCUUCUAUUGACUUGUUUUUCGGCCCACUCAGCUUUAUCGACAUGCUUCCUGGGUGUGAGAGUCUUGCGCGUGGGGCAUCACCUCCCUACCCCCACUCCCAAUGGCUCACUCCCCUUCCCCAUUAGGGCAAGUUGCACGGUCGGUGAGUCAGUGCCUCGCCUUUCCAUUUUCCCCAGCAAGUGGCCAUAAACAGGCCUUACAAGGAUGCUACAACAAAGUUUGUGCUGGUGUGUUGUGUACGCCUCGCGCUGCUCUGUCUUUAGUACCGUAACUCCAACCCCCCCUGCCUCUUGUUAGUUUCACCAGAGAUCGAGUCUGUUUACUAGCGUAUCUCUGGUUUCAUUGUGUAGUUUUGUGUAAGCCUAUAUCAUCAUUGUUGGAGCCAGAAUCUAUUCUUAGCUUCACACUUCACGUUCCCAAUCACAUUCAUUCAAGGGAAGCAACCAGCUUAAAAAGUAGUGUUGUCUUUUUACCGCUGACCUCCCCUUGGUUUUUCCUCUUUGGCUUUAUAUUUUCAUUAAUUUAUCGACAUUUUUAUACAUUAAUAUCAAAUCCACUUCCCAAAGAAUGUCGAUAUAAGCGGAUUAUACUGUAAUAUUUUUAGUAAUAAGAAUUGACACAUAGGUAAGUCAAUAGUAUUUUUACACAAUUUUAAGUGCAUGCCGAGUCUUUAUUUUUACAUUGAGGACCGGCAAUUUCAUUUCAACAAUGGUUUUGAUUUUAUUAUAGUUGUAGAUAAUUUCCCUUUUUCUUCCAGUUACAUAUCUAGAGCAUAACACCGUCAAUAAUUGUGUCAUGCCCCCAACCCAAACAUAUAUUCUUGUAAUGGUAUCAAAUUUUGCCAACUUUGAAAGCUUGUAGAGGGACAAAUAAGUAGUGCUAGUCUCAAACCAUAUAUACUGUAUGCUCUUCUCCUGAGCUGUUCUUUGGUUGAAAACAUGAAUUAAAGAUGACCAGUGUCCGUGGUGUAGAAUUUAAGUGUUUAGCUGUCGCACGCUUUUAUCGAGUGUCUAUCUGCUGGGAUGUUGUAUCCUCUUACUAGACUGGCUCUGAGAGACAGAUCAAAGCAGCCCGCCUCUUACAUUUGAUCUAAAUUGUGUUGACGUGGAUGUAAGACAUUAACAUUUUCUUUUUUACUACAGAUAUCACCCCUUCUCUUUCAAAAGAUGGACAGAUAAAAUAAAACACAAUUAUCUCAAGUUAUAUAUAAUGGAAAUUUCUGGGUUAAUUUUCAUGUUUCCUUUAAACCAAAGUAAGAUUCAGUUAGCAGGUUGUAAAUAUAUCUCAACGGGCUUGAGUAAAACACUGUAACAAAUCCAUUACCUGCAACGGUGGUGACAACAACUGACAGUGUUGUUAUGGAAGUCCAUAAAGAUGCAAGUAUAUUAUAAUUAUACUAACAACACUUAGCAUGUGUCUAUGUGUGGGAUUAACAUGUCGCUACU